Messenger RNA from Aureobasidium melanogenum CBS 110374, 3801 nucleotides. Its product is annotated as nucleoporin Pom152. Gene Ontology annotation, cellular component: nuclear pore transmembrane ring. NCBI's taxonomy places the organism in Eukaryota, Fungi, Ascomycota, Dothideomycetes, Dothideales, Saccotheciaceae. Bases 1 to 3801 code for a protein of 1266 amino acids. Gene Ontology annotation, molecular function: structural constituent of nuclear pore. The record is from RefSeq and is a predicted model, not a curated record. The transcript has a single exon. Gene Ontology annotation, biological process: nuclear pore organization; protein import into nucleus.
AUGAACGGCACACCUCGUCCUCGCUCCGGCGCCUUUCCCUCGACGCCGCAGUCGACACGGCGCAACAACUUUACACCUCAGAAGCUCCCCGACAUCACCCAGCUAAGAGCUGCUCCUACUACGCGGCAACCGCCCCAAGACAGCGAUGGCCCAUUGAUCCCUGUUGACACCCUGGAUGCCCCGACCCAGCGCCUCUAUGUUGUUGGUUUCUACCUGGCCCUGGUGGGCUGGAAGUUGUACGACCACUUCUACCUGAAAGAGGAGGAAACAGAAUCUCUGUGGCUGUUCAUGAAAUGGGUCGCAUUUGACGGCAUCUUCUUGUUUGGCCUGCCCGAGUUGCGCAUUCCCUGGCUCGAAUGGUCUUCGGCCACCAUGCUGCUUCUUUUUCUGGCUCACGCCGCCCUGGACGCCAUCCUCAUGUUCCGCAUCCAGCUUCCUGUCGGCGCUGGUCUGGCCGCUGUUGGCAAAAUCUUCUAUGACCGCGAAUUGGGUGUAUCAGGUCACCAUGUCAAGCAGUCCAGCAUUCUCCACAAUUCGUCCUUGAUUUUGGGAAAGCAAAUCAUUCACAUCCUCCCAGAAGGCUCUGCCAUUUUGAACCCGGCAAAAACUUCAUUCUGUCUCGAUUCGUCGAAUUCGCAAGUCUACCUUCCCAUUCAGAUCAAUCAGACCACUCCAGUCAGCAUUGACUUGCUGCGCUACGAGUUCGACGGUGCUACCAACGAGACCAUCCACAUCUCGGGCAAGGAGAUCAAGAAAUUGAUGAAAGAUGCCGCUAGACAAGCCUCGCACCCUGCUCCAAACCAACCCUUACUGUUACGCUACCCGACCAAGAAGACCGGCAGAUAUAUCCUCAGCAAAGUCAUGGAUGAGUCCAAGCUGGAGGUUCAGAGAAAGCGCGUUGGCGACACCAUUGUUGUCUCUUGUCCUCAGGCAAUCAUCAAGUCUACGACUCCAGACGCCUGCAAGGGUGAUCUGUCAAAUAUUGAUCUUGAGGUUACUGGAACUCCUCCGCUACGCAUCAAGUACCGAAAAAUCACCAAUCAAAGAGAGCAGGAAGCUCACUUCCAGAGCAUCCAACCUGAUGACUUUGUCUCUCCUCUCAUCCAACAGUCAUCCGAUGCCUUGGCCAUCCGAAACACCAAGGACAUCUCCUGGGCUCGUGCUCAGAUUGUCACUGUUCCUCUCAGAGAGCACAUGGGAGAAAGCGGCAAAUGGGUCUACUCCAUGGACGAAGUUGAGGACGCUUUUGGCAACAUUGUAUCCUACACUGAACGCCAACACGACGACCAGGAUAAACCCUCCGCUAAGGCUGCGCAUCUUCACCAGGUCGUGACUGUUCACGAACGUCCAAUCAUCGUCAUGAGAGGUUGUGAUUCUCAGCAUCCUCUCAAGGUCGCCAAAGGUCAAUCAGAGUCCCUGCCUGUGUUGUACGGCUCUACUGCAAACAAGGGCAAUGGCGGUUUCCUCGGCACUUCUUACAACAUUGAAUACAAGUUCACUCCUGAAGGUCAACUUCUGUCUAACGGCGACCAUAGCGAAUCUGCUCAGAUCAAGUCAAUUUCGAUCAAGAACCAAUCGCAAAGGCCCACUGUCCAGGACGCUGGCUUGUACACCCUGCACAGUGUUUCCACCGGGAUCUGCGCUGGUGAAGUUCUUGAGCCCGCAUCUUGUUUGCUGCAGAACCCUGCCGAGCCUAGCCUCCGUAUUGACAAAGAGGAAAUCUUCGACAAGUGUGCCAACAAACCUAUCGGUCUGCGUGUCGACUUCCAUCUCACAGGAACACCUCCUUUCCUGAUUCAUUAUGAAAUUACCGAGAAGGACAGUUCCAAGCGUGUGACACAAACAGAGAGAGUCAACGGCCUGCGUGGACAGAUCGAAUUGACCCCUCCUACUGCUGGUCACUACACUUAUCGAUUCUCUGAGAUCAGUGACUAUGUUUACAAGGGACAAACAUUGAAGGGAGACGACAUGAUCAUCGAACAGGACGUCAAACCUUCAGCUUCUGCACACUUCAUGGAGGCAUCUCCUUCACGUAAGGUUUGCAUUGACCAAGCAGUCUCUUUUGAUGUAGCCCUUCGCGGACAAGGACCAUUUACUGUCGAGUACGAACUCGUCCGUGGCAGCAACAGAAAACGCCACGUUGUCAGAGAUAUUCAUGGCGAACGAUUCACCAUCAAUACAGAACCUUUGACCAAAGGUGGUGAUUACACUCUUGCCCUGGCUAGUGUCACUGAUAUAAUGGGCUGCAAAGAGUUUUUGAAGCAGGAGGCCAAGAUCAAUGUUCGUCACCAGAGACCCAAGGUCUCGUUCGGACAGAUUGAAGGUUCGCGUGCUAUCAAGACUUUGCAAGGCAAGACUAUGAAACUUCCCUUGAAGCUCACGGGAGAAGCGCCAUGGAAUGUCCGUUACCACAACCUCCGUGAUCCCGAGCACUCACACAAGAUCAAGGUCGAUAGUCCCAAUGGUCUCUUCGCUACUUCUGCAGAAGGCACUUACGAACUUCUCGAGGUCAACGAUGCCAUCUGUCCUGGUGCUGUCGACGAGAACGCUAAGAAGUUCAGCAUUGAUUGGAUUGAGCGUCCACAAUUGAGAAUACCUGAAACUUCGUACGACCGAGUUGAAGGUGGCAAGUACGUCAAGAAUGAUGUUUGUGAGGGCGAAGAUAACCUGGUCAAUGUCCACUUCUCCGGCGCUCCACCAUUCCAAUACAAGUACGAUGAAAAUAUUGUGUCUGAACGUGGCGCAAGGUCAAAGCGAAGCAAGGCCGUCACUGCUGCACUUGGUGUCUCGUCUAUCAACCUUGAUACUUCGCAGGCCGGUGUGAUUGAUUAUGUGUUCACCGAGCUUGCGGACGAUAACUAUGAUCAUAGCUCGAAGCACUUCACACCGGUUACUAUCCAGCAGCGUGUCAACCCCCGACCUUCUGCGCGCUUCACCAACCCUGGCAGGACCUACAGCUACUGCUCUGUCGAGUCUGCUGGUGAAGAGGUCAUCCCUAUCACUUUGGAAGGACAACCUCCAUUCGCCAUCGAUGUCGAAAUCAAGCAUCACGGUUCGGCUCGUCCUGAAAUCUUCUAUGUCAAGGACAUCAACAAGAACACGCACGACCUUCGUGUUCCUCAUCAGUCGCUGCACCUGGGUAACUCUGCUGUGUCCAUUCGCAGAGUGACUGACAGCCGUGGUUGCAGCCGCAUCCUCGAUACCACCUCGCCCAGAGUACAAAUCGCCGUCCAUGACGCUCCUACAAUUCGUUCUCUGGAGAAUCAGGAAGAUUUCUGCGUUGGUGAUCGCAUCUCCUUCGCACUCUCUGGUCAGGCUCCCUUCCAAGUCUACUACGAGUUCAAUGGUGUUGCCCGCAAAGCCAGCUCUGGUUCAACAACUUUCAAGCGUCUGGCAGAGAAGCCUGGCACAUUUGUAAUCACUGGUGUCAGCGAUUCUGGUUCUUCUUGUCGCGCAUCCACAAACAUUGAGAAGAAGAUUCAUGGAAUGCCUUCUGUUCGCGUCGGCAAGGGUGUUGAAUCUCAAGUCGAUAUCCAUGAGGGUGGCGAAGCUGAGAUCACCUUUGACUUUGGCGGAACACCACCUUUCGAGUUCACUUGGACACGCAGUACCAAUGCUCGCCGUGGUCAAAGAUCUGAGGUGCUUGAGAUGAGAAGCGAACUUUCCCAAGACCACCACAUGUCUAUUCGGGCAAGUGAGGAGGGUACUUAUGAAGUGGUGUCUAUCAAAGAUAGAUACUGUGCCUAUGCCAAAGAAGGCAUCGAUUUGACCAAGAAGAAGGGCAAGCUGCUUACGUACUGA